AUGAACCAUCUAUCCAUUGAGGAAUUAACACAGUUAAUUCCAUUUCUUGAAGAUAUUUUUACUGCAAAGAAUUAUUAUAUGGUUAGUAAGAAUACUCAAAAAUCAUUUGAUUUACAUGAAAAGAAUGUAGGAUAUUUGUUAACGGUUCAAAUACCAGAAGAAAUUAAAGUUCAAUUAAAUGAAGAAAAUGAAGAAGAGGUAAUAGAAAAAAGAUUUGGUCAAGAAUUAUCUUUAUUUAAGAAUAGAAAAAUUACAUUACUUACAAAAACAACAACGCAAUUAUUACCAACAAUUAUGACACCUAUUAUUCUUCCUCCUGUUACAUCAAAAAUAAUAAAUUUUUUUAUUAAAAAUAAUAUGAUAAAACCAAUACAAAGAGUAACUAUUAAAUAUACUUUGACUUGUGUUGAAGAUAGAAGUCAAAUAAUUUCAUUAGAUCCAUUUAAAGAAUUUGAUUAUUUACAUUUGAUAAUAUAUGAUAUAUAUAGAGUAGAAUUACAUAAAGUAAUUAGUAAACAAUUAAAAAUUAAAACUUUAGUAAUUACAUUUAAAAUGGCUGCUGAUAUUGAGCCAACAAUAUUUAACUCAUUUAAUGAAUUUCAUAUUGAUAAAAUGAUAAUUAUUUGUAAAAGAAAAGAAGAGAUCGAUAAAUUAAAUUUAAUAAAAAGUAUUAAAGCAAAUCCAAAUAUUCAAAUUUGUUGUAGGUUUUGGUACAAAGCAAUUGACCCAAAAAUGGUCAUUGUUUGGAAACCAAAUCUACUUUAUAUGACUGAAGAUGGAGUUCUUGAAGCUGAUAUACUCACUAAGUAUUCUCCUUGGAAUAUUAAAUUUGUUGAAUUACCACCAGACGAAAAUGAAGAUAGUUUUCAAAACUAA
This is a messenger RNA of Entamoeba dispar SAW760, 876 nucleotides long. RefSeq lists its product as uncharacterized. The record is from RefSeq and is a predicted model, not a curated record. The transcript has a single exon. Bases 1 to 876 code for a protein of 291 amino acids. Lineage: Eukaryota; Evosea; Mastigamoebida; Endamoebidae.